AUGAAUGUUGAUAACCCAAUAAAUUUGGGUUUAGAGAGUAAUAUUAGUAAGGAAACUGUUGGACAUCAGGACAGUAAAGAAAGGCAAAUAGAAUUUGAAAACAUAAAUGCUAAUGACCAAAUAAAUUUGGCUUUACUGGGGAGUAAUAUAGAGGAAACUAUCGGAAAGAAGAAUUUAUAUGGGAAUGUUGAGUGCAAAAAUCUGGUUAAGGGUGGUGAAGGGAAUGUUGAGUGCAAAAAUCUUGUUGAGGGUGGUAAAAUGAUUGUUAGGGAGGAGAAGACUAUGGAAGGGAAUAUUGUAGAGAAGGCGGUUGGAGACAACACAUAUGAGAGCUCAAUUGUUACACUAAAACACAAUCCAAAAGGUAUAAAUAUUGUAGAGAAGACGAUUGGAGACAACAUAGAUGAGACCUCAACUGUUACACCAAAACACAAUCCAAAAGAUGAAGAGGUAGAAGGGAAUGAAGAACAAAUAUUAGAUGAGAAGGGGAAAAAGGGUCAGAAUGUGGAUGAAAGAGGGAAAAGGAAGGUGACUAAUCCAUGUAUUUAUAGAUCAUUUUUUGUGAAUAGGGUAACCGACUUAAGUGAAAAGGUCAGUACCGAACAAGAGAUAGUGACUGAAAUCGUGUUUAGACACGCUCAAGACAAAAAUUCAAUGGAAAUGGUGUUUGAAACCAAGUAUGGAGACAUAAUGGUUAGGGUGCAUUUUGAGGAAAAAUUAUUGGAUUCUUCAAUACCUUUUGUAGAAUGA
Molecule: messenger RNA, 750 nt
Organism: Lactuca virosa
Lineage: Eukaryota; Viridiplantae; Streptophyta; Magnoliopsida; Asterales; Asteraceae
Source: the annotation of a GenBank genome assembly